Molecule: messenger RNA, 1877 nt
Organism: Sitophilus oryzae (rice weevil)
Lineage: Eukaryota; Metazoa; Arthropoda; Insecta; Coleoptera; Curculionidae
Product: poly(U)-specific endoribonuclease homolog
Exons: 5
Coding region: 267-1706 (479 amino acids)
Molecular function (GO): RNA endonuclease activity
Source: RefSeq, a predicted model, not a curated record
UGCCAAACGCUUUUGUUGAUUUUUAUAUUAUAACUUUUAAUUAAUAUAAAUUAGCAAAUUGUUUGACCUUUCUAAAGUGAAGUUCAAGAAGUGAAAGUGUAUAAAUAGCUGUUCUGGUUUAAAUUAACCACGACACAUCAUCAAAUGAUAGAGUGGUUUUAUGAUCUUGGUUUUUUUCUUAAAUUUCUUAGAAUAAAUUCUUGUUUAUUUUUUUAUUUUAACAAUGCUGUGAUAUUUAAUUUAUUCUUAAGUAGAUAAUAUAUAAAAUGGCCUCCAGGACUACAUCAAUAACGACUUUCAUAGUUGUUGUUGUAGCUCUUAUAUUUGUCGAUGUUUUUUGCGCAGACGUUACAAAUACUCAACAAACAAACCCAUGGAAAAUAAAUCAAAAUCCAGGCCAAAAAGCAGAUCCUUUACCUGGAAAUGUAAAAAGUACCACUCCUUGGCCUGCUCUAGGGCAAAGAUGGACCGAAAGAACGACUAGUCCUAAUAUUAGGAGCCCAGCGACGACACAGGGCCCCAAAAAAUGGAUCCAACAAAACAAUCUAUGGAUAAGGAACGAACAGGUGGCUUCAGGUGGAUUUCCAUCAGCUGUAACAGGACAAGGGAGUGUAAAUAAUAAUAAUAAGCCGAAUUUAGCACCUAACUUACCAAAUUUCGGUACAAGUACUACAAAAAAACCUGUAAGUAAUAGUCAAACGUCAAACGGUAAGCCGGUAGGCUCAUAUGCUGCAGCCAUAGCAGAUAAAACAAUGUCCACUACCUCUGUACCUCUUAAAACGUCUACAAAAGGUUUUUCUCCUGUAACGGGAGCAGACAACAAAAACUUACUUUCCACAGGGUCCAAUAAUGAAGAUUUAGUAGGCAACAAACAGGCGGAAGAUUCCUCUUCAGAUACAUCAGGAAUCUCAGAUAACGAGCUCAGAGAAUUCUCGGAAAUGUUGAUCAGGAAGGAUACUAACAAUGCCAUGAAGUAUGUUACUUUAAAUCUGCAAGGGAAGACCACAUCAAGGUCCACAAACGAUGAAGCCCCAGAACCGUUGUUGAAAAUUGAUAGUGCAGCUUUCCAGAUUCCUUCAGUAGAAAAACUGAGGCUGUUGUAUAACAAUUAUUUGUUGGAAGCAAGUGAAAAUGAGGUUUAUACACCUCAGGAACGCAUCGAAGAGAAUAAUCUUCUAGAUGCUGUCCUGGCAACACCUGUAAUGCAGUUUGCACGUAGUUUUUUAAUACAGAAAGGUAAAAUAGGUAAAGACCCUAGAGAAUUCAAAGACUUACUCAGGCUGAUCUGGUUCAACAUGUACUCGAGAGGCAGAGGCAGGAUAGGCUCGAGCGGAUUCGAACAUGUUUUCUUGGCCGAAAUCAAGAACAACCAAGUCUCCGGACUACACAACUGGCUGUAUUUUGGCGAGGAAGAACGCCAAAACCACGCAAACUACUUGGGAUAUAUGAGAAAAAUAGACUUGGGAGAGAACAAAGGUGCUAUAGUAAAGUACCAUUUUCGAUUCAAUGAUAUUGACAAACCUGUGGGUUCUAUGUUCGUGGGUACCAGUCCUGAGCUUGAAAUGGCUGUUUACUCGACGUGUUUUAUUCUAAGACCUGAUAAGCCUUGUCCAUUGAAAAUGGGAGGCAAUAGGUUUGUUGUCCGGACUUACACCUACAGAUACAGGAGCAAAAAUAUGAUUGGCAGCGCAUUCCCUGAAAUAUAAUAUAGUUUCUCAGGGAUUAAAUCAAGUUUUAUCUGCAAUGUGUCAUUUAAUACAAGUUAUUUUAUUCUAUUUUAUAUGUAAACCAUGAUAUCUUUAGGCUUUUCUAGUUAAGUAAGAUUUUAAAUAAGGUUGUAAUAUACCAGGAGAAAUUAAAUAAAUAAAACCUAAAAA